This is a messenger RNA of Aaosphaeria arxii CBS 175.79, 1725 nucleotides long. RefSeq names its product alpha/beta-hydrolase. Bases 1 to 1725 code for a protein of 574 amino acids. The transcript has 3 exons. The record is from RefSeq and is a predicted model, not a curated record. Lineage: Eukaryota; Fungi; Ascomycota; Dothideomycetes; Pleosporales.
AUGCGGUUAAUCGCGACGUUAGCCAUUGGCGCUUCUUUGAGGUUAUUCGCAGGUGCCAGUCCCGUAAGCAGCGUGCCUUUGGGUGCACCAACAGCACAACUCCGCAAUGGCACCAUCUCUGGUGUGGGCUCUCGCCCACUCGAUCAGGAUUUCUUCCUUGGUAUCCCUUACGCGCAGCCACCGGUUGACAAUCUGCGGUUCCGAAACCCUGAAUCCUUGAAUACCUCUUGGUCCGGUGUUCAUACCGCGGCUCGUUACUCGCCAGCUUGUGUAGGUUAUGGUCCUUCACAAAUGGGUUAUAACGUAUCGGAAGAUUGUUUGUAUCUCAAUGUUAUACGACCAUCUGGGACUUGCGCUCAAGAUAAGCUUCCUGUGGUAGUAUGGAUCCACGGCGGAGGGUGGGUGCAGGGUUCUGGGGUUGACUUGAGGUACAAUAUGUCGUUCAUCGUGCAGCAGUCACAGGAAAUGGGACAGCCAGUUGUCGCCGUAACGAUCAACUACCGACUGAGUGCAUGGGGUUUCCUUCAAGGAUUCAAAUCAGACUCCAGGUUGAGAGAUAACGCAGGGAGCAACUGGGGUUUUAGAGAUCAAAGAUUAGCUUUGCACUGGAUACAAGAAAACAUCCAGGCUUUUGGAGGUGAUCCAGAUAGAGUCACUAUCUGGGGGCAGUCUGCAGGUGCUGCAUCAGUCGGCAUGCACUUGCUUGCGUACAACGGUCGCAACGACAACUUGUUCCGGGGUGCAAUCAUGGAGUCCGGGAAUCCCAUAUUAGUUGGAGCGAUGAAUCGUACUUACGAACCGCUAUUCCAAAAUCUGACCGAACACGCUGGAUGUCAGGAUGCCCCAGACCGCCUUCAGUGUCUGCGAGAUCUACCUUUCUUGGAGCUCAACGAUAUUGUGAACACGACACAAUUCUCCGGCUCGUGGACACCACAGAUCGAUGAGGACAUCGUUGCAAGAUACUCGAGCGAUCAGGUCUCUCAAGGUGCCUUCGUCAAGGUACCAAUCAUUGUAGGCGCCAACUCAGAUGAAGGGACGGGUUUUGCGCCGAAAGGCUUGAACACCUCUAAAGAGUUCCUGAAUACCUUAACCACUGGCUCCUCGGCGAUGAAUGAAACAAUUGCCCAAGAGAUAUUGAAGGCGUACCCAUUGGAGUCUCCAGACAACGAUUUAACCAAUCUCGGGCCCAUCGACUUCGUACCACCAGCGUACCCGUAUGGUCUUCAAUAUCGACGAACGACAACAUACUAUACGGACCAAACAUUCGUCGCGAACCGUCGGCUCACGUGCCGGACUUGGGCUGCCCUCAACCUCCCAUCCUACUGCUUCCGCUUCAAUGCAAUUCCUUCCUGGGCUACGCCUUACGAUGGCGCAACCCACUUCGUUGAAGUUGCAUUUGCGAUGAAAAAUCUCGACGGUGUAGGGUAUCCGCCUGUGAGGACUCCUCCUUUUCAGGGUCUUUCCCAGAGCUACAAACAACUGUCAACUCUUAUGUCUGGCGAUUGGGUAAGCUUCGUCAACCAUGGCGACCCAAAUGCCUGGGAUAGAAGAAGGGUCUUGGAGGGCUUGCAAGACGUUGUGCCUGUUUGGGGCACGUAUAGUGUGGAUAAUGAGAGAUUGUUUGUUUAUGAAGGUAAUGUGACGAACAGAAUGGAGGAUGAUGUGUGGAGGAGUGAAGGUAUCGAUCUCAUCAACAGUCUUAACAAGGUCGUCUACGAUCGAUAA